This is a messenger RNA of Hansenula ciferrii, 1356 nucleotides long. RefSeq names its product Taf4p (gene TAF4). Lineage: Eukaryota; Fungi; Ascomycota; Saccharomycetes; Phaffomycetales; Wickerhamomycetaceae. The record is from RefSeq and is a predicted model, not a curated record. Gene Ontology annotation, biological process: transcription initiation at RNA polymerase II promoter. The transcript has a single exon. Gene Ontology annotation, cellular component: transcription factor TFIID complex. Gene Ontology annotation, molecular function: RNA polymerase II general transcription initiation factor activity; DNA binding. Bases 1 to 1356 code for a protein of 451 amino acids.
AUGAGUGAAACACCAACUUCACAACCUUCAACUUCAUCACCACAGAAAAGAAAUCUCAGUGAAACAGAAUCAACAGAUGCCAAAAGACCGAAGCUAGCGAAUGAGUUCAGUAGUGUGGGUGCUGACUCUUUUGAUGUCAACGAUUUAGAACUUCCAAAGACUCAAGGAACACCAAAACCUGAAAAUUCAUCAUCUUCACCCUUGAAAGUGGAUAUCCCAUUGGUUCCAACUACAUCAUCACAAUCACAAUCACAAUCACAACAACAUUCAGCACUACCUUCAGGUUUACCUUCUGCUUCAUCUUCUGCUCUUAAUACACCAGGUCAGUUUAAUCUUGAAUUACCUGAAUUACCAGCUGAUAGUCCAAAUACAACAAAUAAUACAAUUAAAACACAACAACAGCAGCAACCUCAAUCUACAAUAAAUACACCAGGUCCAACACCGGGUCCAAAUUCAAAUUUAACCCUUCCUCAAACAAAUACAAAUACAAAUACAAAUACAAAUACAAAUACAAAUACAAAUACAAAUACAAAUACAAAUACAACAGCUUUACCAACAGGUAUCGUACCUAAUAACACAGCAGCACAAAAACCAACAGAUAAUGAUGAAACAGAAAUAACUAAACCUACAGCACCAGCAGAUCCAGAUAAAUUAUCAGAUGCAUUAUUAUCUGCAGGUGUUGAUUUAAAAGCUGAAGAAGCAUUAUUAAACUCAACAACUGUUCAAAAUAAUCAAGAAUUAUCAAAUGUUCCACAACAACCAAUUAUAAUAAAUACUCCAUUCUUGGAUCCAAGACAAGUUGCUGCAUUUAUGGCUAAAGUUGCAAAUGCAAAUGGUAUAAAACAAAAUUUUGAUAAUGAAUCACAAAUUACUGAAUUAAUGACAAAUGCAUGUGAAGAUUGGAUGAAAAAUAUAAUAACAAAUGCAGUUAUAAUAUCAAGACAUAGAAGAAGAUCAAUAAAACAACGUAAAAGAAGUGAAUUAUCAAAAGCUCUUAGAGAACUGGCUGUUAAUUCCAAGAAUUUAGAAGAUAAACGUAUACAAAAACGUAAAAAUCUUGGUAUUGAUCAAGAUGAACAAUCAAAACUAGGUACAGAAGAAACUCAACAUAAAGCAACAAAUGCAACAGUUGCCAUGAUGACUGGUAAAAAGAAGAAAUAUAGUUGGAUGACUGGUGGUUCAAAUGCUGGUGGUGCUCCUAAAACUUCACAAUCAACUGCAGAUGGUGGUAUAAGGUUUAGAGAAGCAAGAGAAGAACCAGGAAUUGCAGUUAGAGAUCUAUUAAGUAGUUUAGAGAAAAAAAGAAUGGGAGUUGAAAAAGUUUUAACAAAAGGUUAUUCAAAAUUAAAAGAUUGA